CAUUCAUCUUCAUCAUUAUCAUCAUCAACAUCGGAAACAUUAUCAUCAUCAAAUGAUUUUGAUGUUUCAUUACGUUGUUCUGUACCAAUAUUAACGCCUUAUACAUUGAAUAUAUCACUUAUUGAUCCAAUACAUACUGUACGUUUAAUGAUUCAAUGUUUUGGUACAAAUAAUGGUAUUGGUGAUGGUAGUAAUGUUGGUGUCAAUAGUGAAGGUAUACAUCAUCUUCAACCAAUAUUUCAAUUUGAUGAUCCACAUUCAUCAUCGAUCAAUAGACAAUCGAUAUUUCCACAACAGCAACAAUCAUUAUAUCAACGUUCAACAUUAUUACGCACCAGUAAUAUUGGUCAUCAUCAUCAACAACAACCAUUUGAACAUUUACAUUCAUUACAAUCAUUACAGAUUGAUGAUUGUCUAUUCGAUCGUAUACCAACCGAUACAUUUCGUGGCCUAUCAUCAUUGAAAAAUCUCACGAUUCGUCGUGCAUCAUCAUCAUCAUCGUCAACAAGCAACAUUCAUGAUGAUAAUAAUAAUAAUAAUAAUAAUAAUAAUAAUGGUGAUCAAUCAUCAUCAUCAAGAUUAAAUGAUGAAAGUCUUUUAGUUGAACCGUAUUCAUUUCGUCAUGUUGAAUCAACGGUUGAACAUUUAGAUUUAAGCCAAAAUCAUAUUGAAUCAUUACCAAAUGAUUUAUUCUGUCCAUUUUUAACAUUACAUACAUUGAAUCUAUCAUAUAAUCAUUUGAUAAAUUUAGCCAGUUUUGGUCUUAUAGAUCCAGCAACUGGACGUCUUUGUUUACAAGAAUUACAUCAUUUAGAUUUAUCUAAUAACCGAUUGGAAUUUGUACCAGAAACAAGUGGUGUGGCUGCAUUGAAAAAUCUACAACAUUUAAAUCUAUCUGCUAAUCAUAUAACGGAGAUUACUGAAUUAGCUUUUUCUGCAUUACGUCGUUUACAUGUAUUGGAUUUAUCUGGAAAUCGUUUACGUACAUUACCUGGUCGUAUGUUUCGUGAUUCGGAUGAAUUGCGUGAAUUACAUUUAGCAAAUAAUGGCCUUAUUGAAUUACCAAUUGGUCUAUUUCAAGGCCUUUCAAAAUUACAAGUAUUAAAUGUUGCCGGCAAUCAAAUAACAUCGGAUACAUUGACAUCAGAUACAUUUGCCGAUCUAAUACGUGUUAUUGUAUUGGAUAUUUCUGGUAACAAUCUACGACGUUUACCAGCAUCAACAUUUCAGAAUCAAUAUUCAUUACAAGUGCUUUCAUUAGAAUAUAAUGAAUUGGAAACAAUUGACGAAGGAGCCUUUUCAACAUUAUAUAAUCUACAUAAACUUAAAUUGGCUGGAAAUCGUUUUCGUCAUCUACCGGAAUCAAUAUUAUCCGGAUUAUUUGUAUUACAGCAGCUAUUAUUAUCACAUAAUCAAUUGGAACAUGUGCAUGAAGAUGCAUUUAAAAAUUGUAGCAAUUUACAGAAUCUUGAUUUAUCUGCCAAUCGUUUGACAACAAUUCCCAUGGCAUUACGUUCAUUGAAUAAAUUGAAUCAAUUGAAUCUUUCGGGAAAUAAAUUCACAACAUGGACCGAUUCAACGGCAUUGAUUGGUACGAAAAUUAAAAAAUUAGAUCUAAGCGAUAAUUAUCUGGUCAAUAUAACCAGAAAUGCAUUACGACCGAUUAUGUCUACAUUACAACAAUUAUAUCUUGGCGGUAAUCGUUUACGGCAAUUGGAUAAAGAUACAUUCAUUGAUCUACGUCAAUCGUUACGUGUAUUACGUUUAGAUCGUAAUGAAUUCAAUGAUAUCAUUUCGGCUACAACAUUUGCAACGAUAAAACAAUUGGAACGUUUACAAAUAUUCAAUAUUAGUCAGAACAAAAUUCAACGUUUUGAUUAUUCAAUCAUACCAAAUGGUCUAAUUGUAUUGGAUAUAUCGGCAAAUCGUUUAGAAACAUUGGGCAAUUAUUUUGAACGUGAUUUACAAUUACGUUUAGAACAAUUAGAUGUUAAUGGUAAUCAAUUGAAAGAAAUCCAAGCAACAUCCAUACCAAAUUCAAUACGUGUACUGAAUUUACGGCAAAAUCGUUUGGAAAAAAUUGAUCAAUUUGCAUUUGUUGCCAAACAUAAUAUCACCUUUGUUGAUUUACGUAAUAAUUCUUUACGCCGUAUUGAUAAUAAUGCAUUCCGUUUGGGUGUCCAAAGGCCAACAAAUGGUUAUUUUCAAUUUGGAUCAUCCACAUCAUUACCGUUAUCGAUUUCACAAAUAACCAGUAUUGAUAAAGAUGAUGAACAAGAAUCAACCAAUGAAAAUAUGAUGAACGUUAAAAAUCUACCAUCACCAAUAUUUUUAAUAUCCAGUAAUCCAUAUUAUUGUGAUUGUACUAUGGAAUGGUUACAACGUGUUAAUCAAUUAGUUGGUGGUGUAACCGGUUCUGGUACUAUUUCAACAUAUCCAAGAAUUGGUGAUCUUGAUCAAGUGGAAUGUGAAUUACCAUUUUCACGUCAAUCAUUAUUAUUGUCUAUUAAUAAUAAAUCAACAACAACAACAAAUGACCAACAACAACAACAAUCGUCACAAGCAGCCACAAUAACAAAAACGACAACAUUGUCAAAUAAUUUAAAAUCAAAUAAUUUUGUACCAUUAUUACAAGCAAAUUCAUCAAAUUUCUUAUGCCGUUAUCGUUCACAUUGUUUUGCAUUAUGUCAUUGUUGUGAAUUUGAUGCAUGUGAUUGUGAAAUGAUGUGUCCAGAGAAUUGUACCUGUUAUUAUGAUCAAACAUGGAAUACGAAUAUUGUCGAUUGUAGUGGUGGCCGUUAUCGUCAGGUACCAUUACGUAUACCGAUGGAUGUAACAUCAUUAUAUCUAGAUGGUAAUCAUCUACAAUCAUUGAAUGCACAUACAUUUAUUGGCCGUAAAAAUUUACGCAUAUUACAUUUGAAUCAUUCAAUGGUUGAGACCAUUUCAAAUCGUAGUUUUAAUGGUUUAGUUUAUCUGGAAGAAUUACAUCUUGAAAAUAAUCUACUGACAGCAUUAUAUGGUUAUGAAUUUGAAAGUUUACAUUAUUUAACAACAUUGAAUCUACAAAAUAAUCGUCUGUCAUUUAUUAAUGAUAAAACAUUUCAUCCAUUACGUUCAUUACAAACAUUACGUAUUGAUCAUAAUCAUUUACAAACAUUUGGUCAAUGGUUUGUUAUGGACACUAAUGCAGCAUCGAUGACAAUAGCGGCCAAUACACCACAUUCACAUCAUCAUAUUCUUCAUCAUCAUCAUCAUCAGAAUAAAUUAUCCAUACGUAUUGGUGAAAAUCCAUGGUCAUGUCAAUGUUCAUCAUUGGCAAUAAUGUAUGAAACAUUAUGGCAAUUAAGACAACGAAUAUCGGUUGCUGAUUAUCAAGAAAUACGUUGCCAACCAAAUGGUUCAACAUUAUUCGUAGGUGGCGCAGCUAAUCAUCUGAUUGAUAAAUGUAAUCUUACCAGACAAUAUUAUCUAAUGUUGAAUACACCAACAACAUCUAUUAGUUCAUUGAAUCCAUUGAUUGAACAAUCAUCAUCAUCUAUAAAUCAACAUCAAGAUUAUUAUCCUGCAACAGCCAAACCACCAACACCAGAUCCAUCAGCAGAACAGCCACCAUCACAACAAUCAACACAAUCACCACAUCAAUCAUCAGUACCUGGUUUAUAUCCACAGAAUGCAAAUAAUUUUGAUUCAAUUUAUCAUCAUCAAUCAAGACCAAUGAAUCCGAUUACGAACAACAACAACAACAACAACAAUAAUAAUAAUAAUAAUGAUAAUUCUCGUGUAUCGAUGCCAAUCAUUCCAAAUGUAAAUGAUGAUGAAAAUGAUCCAGAUCUCACAUAUCAACCAAUAGAUUUAUUGGGUGGUAUACGACCAAAAUUGCUGCCAUCACCAGUAAUGCCACCACCACCACCAUUACAGAAUCAUUCUUCAUAUUGGCCAUCUGGUUCACAUUUUUCUAUACCAUCAUCAUCGUCGCCGUCAUCGUCAUCGAUGCCAUUCAAUUCAUCAUCAUGGUUUUGGAUCAUAUUAUUACCAUCGAUAUUGUUGAUAUUAUGUAUGUUUAUUUUUCUUACAAUUCGUUUUAAACAAGAUAUACAAUUAUGGUUCUAUGGCCGUUAUGGUAUACGUUUAUUUGAGUCCGGUUUCUGUUUCGGUUCUAAUGAUAGUUCAUCCGGUUCAUCGGGUUCCGGUUCAGUUGGUUCCUCAAGAUCACGUAGACGUGCCGGCCGUAAUGGAUUUAAUGAUACUUAUGUUCGUGAUAGUGAAAAAUUAUUCGAUGCAUUUGUCAUCUAUGCACGACAAGAUGAAUCGUUUGUUGCACAACAAUUGGCAGCUGAAUUAGAAUGUGGUUAUCCACCAUAUCGUUUAUGUUUACGUUAUCGUGAUUUACCAGCUCCGACAAAUGUUGAUUCAUUAACAGCAUCACCAGGUUCCGGUACAACAAUGGGUGUAAUGACAACAAAAGAUCAUGGCUAUGCAUUUGAUGCUGUUACACAAGCAAUUGAAUGUUCACGAAGAACAUUAGUCGUUAUUUCUGAACAAUUUUUACAAUCUGAAUGGUGUAAAUUUGAAUUGAAAGCAGCACAUCAAGAAACAUUGACCAGUUGUAAAACACAUCGAUUAAUUGUAGUGGUUGUACCAACACAAACACAGCAACAACAACAACAACAACAACAUCUUCAUCAACAACAACAACCAUUAGUCAGUUCACCGAUGACAUCGCCAACAUUAUCAUCACAAAUGCCAAUGAAUAAUAAUAAUAAUAAUAAUAAUAAUUCACCAGCCAAACAGGCAGAAUCAUUAUUACAACGUUUAGAUUCAGAAACAAAAACCUGUAUACGUGGUGUAACAAUAUUAACAUGGCAAGAACGUCGUUUUUGGGAAAAAUUACGUUUUGCAAUGCCAGCUAAUUCUACGAUUGGUGGUGCUGCUGGUAGCGGAAAUGGUGGCAGUGGAUCAUCAUCAGGCGUAAUUGGAUCAAUGAGUGGUGCACUUGGAUCAUUAACAUUUGGUAAUAAUAAUAAUAAUAAUAAUUCCACCAUUGGUAGACAUCAAUCAAAUCAUCAUGGACCUGUUGUUGAUAAUUUAAAAGGACGUACAUCAACAGUUGUUGUUACAAAUUGUGGUGGUGGUAUUGGUGGUGGCGCUAGUGGUGGCUAUCCAACAUUAGCACCAUCAUCAUUAAGUUCAUCAUCAUCAUUGGCACGUAGUUCAGUUUUAUAUGAUUCAACGAUAAUGUCCAAUAAUAAUCAACAUCAACAACAGCAGCCAAUAUAUCAACAUCAUUAUCAUUAUGCACAAUUACCACCAAUUAAUCAAUCAACAAUGUCAUUACAUAAAUUGGGCAAAACAAAUAAUAAUAAUAAUGAUAAUAAUAAUCAAUCAAGCCCUAUUGUAAGGAAUCCAUUUAGUACAAAACCAUUACCACCACCACCAAAUCAGCCAUUACCACCAUUACCAUUGGUAAAUAAUAAUUCAACAACAGCAUCAUCGACAACGACAACAUCAGCAUAUAAUUCUUCAUUACAAAGUCCAAUACUUCAUUCACAAAAUCAACAUCCACAUCAUUAUCAUCAACAAUCAUCAAUUGAUCAUCAUAAUAAUAAUCAGCAGCUACAAAAUAUAAUAUGA
Dermatophagoides farinae (American house dust mite) is the source of this 5634-nucleotide messenger RNA. Lineage: Eukaryota; Metazoa; Arthropoda; Arachnida; Sarcoptiformes; Pyroglyphidae. The record is from RefSeq and is a predicted model, not a curated record.